AAGUAGUGGAAUAUCGGAAUAGUUAAACGUGUUGUUGAAACAGUUUCUGAUCUCAGUACCUGGUGUUGAAAACAUGGCAUCAACAGACCUACAACGUUCUCAGAUUAACCCAUUGGAACUCAUAUCGAUCUAUGUUUACAGAGAAUUAUAGAAUAACAAAAAAAUUAUAUAAAAGAACUAUAAACUUGACUUGAUUCAAUAGCCUUUACACAACAUAAAUGUCAAACAUCUCAAGAAGCAUCCUCCACAAACAUUUGUAAUUAUACAAAUUCAUAUAAAACUCAGCAUCACCAUUCAAAUUAUAUUAACUUCUUUGAUUGAAUAUUUUCAGUGAGGUCUAACAAAGCUUUUAGUAAGGUAUGUAACCAAAAUAAUGUUUUUUAAAGAGACGUUGUCAGAGUAGCUUCCAUCCUAUACAUAUUUCGUGUUGCAUCUGGGCUUUGCCAGUGGAAACAAUUGUGUCACGUAACAAGCCAGCUUUAUCCAGACAUAGAGAGAACUUGCACAACUUUAGAAGUAAUGUGCCUGAAGGCUUGACAAUAACUGGGAGAAUUGUGACAGCAUUGGAAGACCUCAUAGCAUUACACAGUGCCUCUACAUUUUCAAUAUACAUUGACUACUUAUUUACAGAUUCACCUAAGAGAUGCAUCAACCAGCCCUGGUCACGGUUGCUGUUCUGCUCUUCUCUCUCACCACUGUCUCUGGGGGGAAUGUGCUGGUCUUCCCAUUGGAUGGAAGCCACUGGGUGAAUAUGAAAGUCCUCAUCGAAGAGCUGUACACCAGAGGCCAUAGCAUCACAGUGAUUCGUCCAACCACCAACUGGUACAUCAAGGAGAAAUCCCCUCACUACUCGUGCAUUACCAUCCCAGUAUCUGGUGGUGGAUUUGUUGAGGAGGUCUUUAGUUUGUUUGUGACCAGACAAUUGCAGAUCCAAAGGGAGGGUGGAGGUUUCUGGUCUCGUAUGAGUCUGGAGAUUGAGGUGGUGAAGGAGUUAUAUGAGUUACACAAGGAUUUGGUUGUAAUGAUGACUACGAUAUUCGAAGAUGCCGAACUAAUGCAAUCACUUCGCGAUGCAAAUUAUGACCUGGUUUUGACGGAUCCUGCCAUUGGUGGGGGCGUGUUUCUGGCUCACCGCAUUGGUCUUCCUCUUGUCUUCAAUGUCCGAUGGACAGUCCAGGGCGAUGGUCACUUUGCCAUAGCCCCCUCGCCUGUCUCAUAUGUCCCAUUGCCAGGAGCACUGUUGACAGACAAAAUGACUUUUCAAGAGAGAGUCAUAAAUGUUCUGUUUUAUCUUUUUACAAGGUUUCAAAUUGCAUACGUCAUGGACCCUAACUACAUUCCGUUCGUCCAUCGUUACUUCGGCCCUGACGUUCACUACAUGUCAUUGUUCCAGGCAGCAGACAUAUGGCUCAUGAGGAAUGACUUUACCUUUGAGUUUCCGCGGCCCACCAUGCCAAACGUGGUCUACAUGGGCGGCUUCCAGUGCAAGCCCUCGAAGCCGCUUCCCCAGGACAUGGAGGACUUUGUCCAGAAGUCCGGGGACCAUGGGGUCAUCAUGAUGUCCCUGGGGACCUUGGUGGGACAACUUCCUGAGGACAUCGCUGAGGACAUCGCAGCUGCUUUCGCCAAACUGCCUCAGAGGGUCGUCUGGAGGCACACUGGGAAGAGACCCACCUCCGUGGGCAACAACACUUUACUAGUGGAUUGGCUCCCCCAGAAUGACCUCCUUGGACACCCCAAGACCCGAGCCUUUGUUGCCCACGGCGGAACCAAUGGAGUCCAGGAGGCCAUCUACCAUGGUGUCCCUAUUGUCGGCCUCCCGUUGGUCUUCGACCAGCAUGAUAACCUCAAUAGGAUGAGGGCUAAGGGAGUGGCUAAGAUAGUGGACAUCGCCACCGUAGACAGAGACAUCUUCCUGGAGGCAGUGAAGGCUGUUCUCUAUGAGCCGACCUACAGGGAGAAUAUGCAGAGGCUAUCCAGGCUGCACAGAGACCAGCUCAUGAAACCACUGGACCGCGCCAUGUUCUGGAUUGAGUUUGUCAUGAGGAACAAAGGAGCAGCACAUCUGAGGACAGAGUCCUAUAAGAUGUCCUGGUUCACCUACCACUCUGUUGACGUCGUAGCCACGCUACUGGCCAUUGUGUUGCUCAUAAUGCUGGUUAGCACUUUAGCUGUAAGGUUUUUGUGGCGUAAGGUGUUUUGUAGGAGGAAAGUGAAACAUGAAUGAUAUCAAUGUAUUAAUGAAUAUUAAUAUAUUAUCAAAUUAUCAUUAAUAAAAUAUUCAAAACAUUA
This is a messenger RNA of Salvelinus fontinalis (brook trout), 2292 nucleotides long. Its product is annotated as UDP-glucuronosyltransferase 2A2-like. Gene Ontology annotation, molecular function: UDP-glycosyltransferase activity. The coding region runs from base 644 to 2227 and encodes 527 amino acids. The transcript has 2 exons. NCBI's taxonomy places the organism in Eukaryota, Metazoa, Chordata, Actinopteri, Salmoniformes, Salmonidae. The record is from RefSeq and is a predicted model, not a curated record.